UAUUUCUUUUCUUUUUAUUUUCUAAUUUUUAUUUUAUAAUAAUUUUACAUAUGGUUAAUUAAUUUAAUUUGAUAAAUUUUUUUUUUAAAAAAAUCAGUUUCUCGAAAAAAUUGGUGAUAAUAUCGAAGAGAAUAGUAUCAAAAUGUCCCUCAUUUAUGAAGAAGUUCAAAAUAUAAAAUCAAUGAUAUCAAAGUCUGAAAUUAAUGAGACGAAAAGAAUAGAUAGUAAUAAAUUAACCGAACCAGUAGUAGGAAGACAGAGUGAUACGCGUGGGUUUCGGGGAAGAACAAAAAGAAGAAUGUAUAUGAAUGCUAUUGAAGUAGCUUGUAGAGCUAUUAAUAUUCCUGAAGAAGAUUCUCCUGAUUAUAAAAUUACGCAACGGUUUUUGGCUAUUUGUAUAAAAGCUACUCAAUCACCAAAUAUUAUUCAAUUUUACGGGCUUUCAAUUAUUGAUGGUGCUACAGUUAUGGUUUUAGAAUGGGCCGAGCUUGGAAGUUUAAGGGAACUAUACAAAGAAAACAAAAUUCCUUUAAUUCCUUUGAAACUAAAGUUAUCUUAUGCACUUGAUAUUUGUCGAGGUGUCGCCUAUUUAAACGCAUUAAAUAUUUAUCAUCAUGAUUUGAAAUGCAGUAAUGUAAUGGUAACAGAAAGAAACGUAGCAAAAUUGACAAACUUUUAUUUUUCUCGUGGAAAAGAUCAUACGAGCACAUCAAUGGCUGGUCGAAUUGAAGAUGGUCGUUGGCUUGCUCCUGAAAAAUUAAUAGAUCCUAAAUACCGCUAUGAUCAUAAAUGUGAAAUUUUUAGCUUUGGAAUGCUCUUAUGGGAAUUAACUUUUGAAAGAAAACCCUAUGAAGAUAUGGAACUUGAAGAUAUUUUAGAUCAUGUGAUCAGUGGUGAAAGAGAAAAAAUUCAAUUUGAAAAUAGUCUUGCUUUACCUGAUUCAUCUGAUGCUAAAAUCCAAAAAGGAUUUGAAGAAAUAAUUAAAGAAGCCUGGAAUCAAGAUCCUAAUAUUCGUAUAAGCAUUACGAAGUUAUUGAUUCAAUUAGAUGAUUUAUCUAAGAAGUAUGUUAAACCUGGUUGUUCGCCAGGCCUUGAACCUCAAGAAAUUGCGAAUUUUGAUAUACCUUCCAAUUCACUAAAUGAUAAGGGUGACGAAAUCCCCGAUGAUGUUGAUUUUAGUAAUAUUGAUGUUGAUUUUGAGCCGUUGAUUCCAAUUAGUGAAGGUGUAAAAGCAUAUAAGGAAAAAAAUCAUGAAAAAGCAUGGAAAUGUUUUAAUGAACAAGCAGAAAAUCAAAAUAGUCUUGGAAAAUAUUGGAAGGCUUUCUAUUUAUGGGGGGGUUUAUUCAAUCAAAAAGACAAAUUAGCUGCUUUAGCAUUAUAUAAAGAGGCUGCUGAUGAUGGUAUUACUGAUGCUCAAUAUCGUUAUGCAUUUGCUUUACUUGAUAAAGAUAUAAAAUCAAAAAUUCAAACCAAUUCUAAAGAAGAAUCUGUUAAAUAUUUACGAAUAGCUGCUGAAAAUGGCAGCGGAAGCGCACAAUUUCAAAUAGGAGAAGGAUAUUAUAAUGGAAAUUUAGGUUAUGCUCAAAAUUUAGAAAUGGCAAAACUUUGGUAUAAACGAGCUGCAUUAAAAGAUGAUAAAAAAGCCAAAGAAAGAUUAAAAGCACUAGGAGUAAAUGAUUAAAUUACUUUUUAAUUCAGAAAUCAUCAUAUCACAAUCAAUUAUUAAAUUAUAUUAAUUAUAUUAAUUAUAUUAAAUUUUAUAAACAUCAUUUAUUAGCAUAAUAACUAUUAAUUAAAAAAGCUAGUUUUCCAUGACGUGAUUCUGAUUAAUAAUCAUUAAAGAGCAUUUUAACUCGAUUUAAUAAAUGUGAGGCAAGAAUAGUAUACUUCAGGCAGUAAAAAUAUUAAAAUAUUAUAAAUAUUAUGAA
Molecule: messenger RNA, 1928 nt
Organism: Rhizophagus irregularis DAOM 181602=DAOM 197198
Lineage: Eukaryota; Fungi; Glomeromycota; Glomeromycetes; Glomerales; Glomeraceae
Biological process (GO): protein phosphorylation; cell surface receptor signaling pathway
Cellular component (GO): cytoplasm
Molecular function (GO): ATP binding; protein kinase activity; protein binding
Source: RefSeq, a predicted model, not a curated record